Messenger RNA from Fundulus heteroclitus (mummichog), 2741 nucleotides. It is a transcript of the gene slain2, whose product is annotated as SLAIN motif family, member 2. The record is from RefSeq and is a predicted model, not a curated record. Gene Ontology annotation, biological process: microtubule nucleation; cytoplasmic microtubule organization; positive regulation of microtubule polymerization. Lineage: Eukaryota; Metazoa; Chordata; Actinopteri; Cyprinodontiformes; Fundulidae. Bases 305 to 2110 code for a protein of 601 amino acids. Gene Ontology annotation, cellular component: microtubule plus-end. The transcript has 9 exons.
GCAAAUAGGUGUUGGUUACGUGCUCGCUCUCGACAUCGCGCGCGGUGACGUGUGCGAUCCGCCGCCUGUUGGUCUUUCACAGUUGACGAGUGUUAUGAAAAUGGCCUCGACCCUGCCCGUCAGCGCGGCUCUCCGGAGAAGAUGACGACGCUGAGCUCCCCACGUCGGCCAAACUCCACAGUGUCUGCUGUGAACACGUAGCUAUCGGCGGAGGAAACGGGAAGAAAGGGACCGUCGGCCAAGGAGCCGCCAAGAAAACACUCGGCACCGCGGCGUCUUUUUUCCGCCAGGCUGAGGAGCCACCAUGGAGGAUAUCAACUCCAACAUCAACGCGGACCUGGAGGUGCGGAAGCUCCAGGACUUGGUGAAGAAGCUGGAGCAGCAGAACGAGCAGCUGCGCAGCAGGUCCACCAUGCUGUCUUCGUCCGGAGCCGUGCCGGCCAACCACAGACCCCUGAGCGCCGGCUACGACUCGCCCUCCCUGUCGGUGGGGGUGGCGGCCGGUCUGGCCGGCUUCCCCGGGGUGGGGUUCGGCGGGCCGCUGGAGAACAGCCGCUGGUCCAGAUCCAGGCUGUCCUGCGACGGCAUCAGCUUCAGGAGGGCGUACGACGGCGAGGGGGCUUCCGCGGCCAUCUCCGUGUCCAGCAUGAACUCCCUGUACCCGGACAACGCGGCGGGGCUGGCGGCGGACGGGGAGACCUCCAUUCUGGACGAGGUGGACAUCUUGGACCUUGAAGACAUGGACUGUCUGAACGAAGAGGAGGACAGCUGGUUGUAUGAAUCGAGGCUGAACAGCCCGCUGCACAAAACCCUCAGCCCCAUGGUGUGGUGCCGCCAGACGCUGGACAACCCCAGCCCUGAGAUGGAGUCGGCCAAGCGCUCGCUCAUCCACAGGCUGGACGUCACCCUGUCAGCCAACAAGCGGCGGAGCCUGUAUGGGAGCCCCUAUCUGCAGCAGAGCUACGGCAGCCCGUACAGCACCAAUGCAGCCAACAGCCCCUACAGCAGCGGCUUCAACUCGCCCUCCUCAACGCCCUGCAGAGUGCCCAUCGUCCGGCAGCAGCUGAUGCCCAGCAACUCUGUACACCAGAGAAAUGCCGCCGCAGAGAGGAAUCCUCCGGCCAUCAGCCCGCAGUCGUCCGUGGACAGCGAGCUGAGCACCUCCGAGAUGGACGAGGACUCCGUGGGUUCCUCCACCACCUACAAACUCAACGACGUCACAGACGUCCAGAUACUGGCGCGCAUGCAGGAGGAGAGUUUGAGACAAGAGUACGCCGCCACGGCGUCCAGGCGCAGCUCAGGCUCGUCCUGCCACUCGCUGCGGCGCAGCACCUUCAGCGACCAGGAGCUGGACGCACACAGUCUGGAGGACGAGGAAGAGGCGGCGCACAUGUCCUUCGCCCUGCCCUCCAGCCGCUUCAGCCCCUCCCCUCGCCACUCUCCCCACGUCUCCCCCAGGAACUCCCCCCGCUCGCGCUCCCCCGCCCGCUCCAGCGACCGCAGCCGCGGCUCGCCGCAGCCCAUCAUCAGCCGCCUGCAGCAGCCCCGCCACUCGCUGCAGGGCCACGGCCACGACCUGCAGACCAACGUGGUCAAGAACGAAGAAAAGCUCCGCCGAAGUCUUCCCAACCUCACGCGCUCGGCCACGGCCACGGCUCAGUCCCCAGAACCCGUCAAGAACAGCCGCAGCUGUGAGUCCAACCUCCAGGUGCCAAACGGCGGCUCUCCCCGACACCAGAACCAGUCCGCAACCGCUGCUCAGCUCCCGAGGUACUCGGCCUCCUCCCGCUCGUCCCCGAAACCCAAACAGCUCCUCCAAAAGCCGACCGCCCUGCGAGUCCCCUCCCCCAGUAAACUCCGGACCCCGGCCACGCCCUCCCCGCUGGCGUUGAGACAGCCUGUCAAGGCUACAUCCACCCCUAAUUCAGCCACCUCCACCCCGACCCGCUCGCUGGCUCCUCCCCGCAGCGGCCUUCCUCGGCCGAGUGCUUCUGCAGGAGGAGGCAUCCCUCUGCCACGUAGCAAGCUGGCUCAACCGGUGCGCAGAUCUCUUCCUGCUCCUCGAACGUACGGCGGCACUGGCGACAACUGGAGAGAAGGUUGUUACUGAGGCGAGCCAGCAGGGGGCAGUCUGGUCACACUCAGCAGACGGAAGGAGACAAUACAACAUGGCACUUUAUGUACCUAGAGAAGAUUUUCCUUUAAAGAGACACGUAAACAUGUAUAAAUCAGAGUUUUAAGAAGAAGAGAGAUUCCACAAUGUGUCAGAAAAGGCAUCCCAUCAUUAUUCUGUGGGGAGAAGGGGGGGGGGGGGGGUCUGGCUCUGGGAAUGGGGGGUCAGGCAUAUAAUGCAGGCGACACAGAAAAUGCCAAAGAAACCAGGCCGCCUUCAGCUCCGCCAGCAGAGUACUAGUUGCCUGCAGGGGUCACGUCUACAUGCCCCCCCCCUCCUCCUCCUCCUCCUCCGUUCUCCUGUCACCUCCCUCAGGGUGAAAUGUUUCCACACAUUUCUGUUAUUAUGCUCUGUGUUCAGCAGAUGUCGGUGAGUGAUCUCUAUGAUGAUGCCGUGCAGGUGAACUGUCCCGUGGUGUUAAGAGAAUCGUGUGAUGUCUUUCAACAGUGAAAGCACCUCCUGUGUGGGUAACAGCUCUUUAAUCGUCCCCCUCCAUAAAGAAAAAAAAAAGAAGAAGAAAUCAGCCAGAAUGUAUGCACACGUUUGUUUUACAAAUUAUUUAUUCAAA